Messenger RNA from Aphidius gifuensis, 2427 nucleotides. It is a transcript of the gene PIG-B, whose product is annotated as GPI mannosyltransferase 3. The record is from RefSeq and is a predicted model, not a curated record. The transcript is spliced from 2 exons. Gene Ontology annotation, cellular component: endoplasmic reticulum membrane. Gene Ontology annotation, biological process: GPI anchor biosynthetic process. Bases 375 to 1850 code for a protein of 491 amino acids. Gene Ontology annotation, molecular function: alpha-1,2-mannosyltransferase activity. NCBI's taxonomy places the organism in Eukaryota, Metazoa, Arthropoda, Insecta, Hymenoptera, Braconidae.
AAAUAAACAUUGAAAUAUUGUGUGGUUAUGUACAUUUGUUUAUUUUUAAAUAAACUAAUUAAUUAUAAAUUUCAAAUGAAAAUAGACAGUUAAAUUAUUGUAGAAAUAUUUUGUUAAUUAUCAAAAGAAUUAAUUCGUUUCGAUUUUUAUAUGGGAUGAGGAUUCAUCAGCAUCAUCAACAAACCCUUGACAGUUCUUGGUGUUGUCAUUAACAUUUAGUGUUUAAUUGUUAACUUAGUAAUUUAAACAGUCAUUUUGAUAAUGUUUAAAUGUAAACGCAGUGCUUGAUAUUUAUUUAUUUCAAAUCGAAAAAUGCACAAACAAAUUACAAUUGUUUCUGAGUUAUAAAUUCAAAAAUUUCUAACAACUAAAAAAUGCUGUUUAAAAAACCAAAAUAUGUUUUAAUUAGUCUCAUUAUUUGGAGAUUAAUAUCUGUAUAUAUUGUACAAACAAGUCAUGUACCAGAUGAAUAUUGGCAGUCUCUUGAAGUAGCUCAUAAUUUAGCAUUUAAUUAUGGUCAUCUAACAUGGGAAUGGAAGUCAAUGAUAAGAAGUUACAUAUAUCCAUUUUUAAUAUCAGUAUUGUACAAAAUUUUAGCAACACUUAAUUUAGACUCUGUCAAUAUGUUGACAACAAUUCCUCGAAUAUUUCAAGCAGCCCUAAGUGGAUAUGCUGAUUACAGAUUUUAUCUUUGGACGAAAAAUAAGCUAACAGUAUUUUGUUUAGCAAUCAAUUGGUACUGGUAUUAUUGUGCAACAAGAACUUUAACAAAUACUUUGGAGACAUCAUUAACAAUAAUUGCACUAUCAGUAUUUCCUUGGAGAAAAAAUAAAAGAAACACAUCAAAUGACACAAAAUUUCUAUGGAUAUUAGGAUUUAUAUGUGCAAUAAGACCAACAAUAAUUAUUCCAUGGAUACCACUUUGUCUUUAUCAUAUAUUUUCAUCAACAAAAAGUAUUAUACUUUUAUUUUUUCAAUACACUGGUAUUGUAAUAUUUACACUAACAUAUUCAACAAUAAUUGACACAUAUUGUUAUGGUGAAUUAAUAAUAACACCCCUAGAAUUUUUUCGUUUAAAUAUCAUUAAUAAUAUCGCUGAUUUUUAUGGCAAGCAUCAUUUAUUGUGGUAUUUUUUUGUUGGCUUACCUGUUAUAAGUGGAUUGUUUGCCAUUUAUUUACCAUUUGUUGGAUAUGAAAUUAUAAAAAAUUAUCGUAAUUUAACUAAACAAUUAGUUUGUCUUGUUUCGAUUCUAUGGACAAUUUUUAUUUAUUCAUUAUUGGAACAUAAAGAAUUUAGAUUUUUAUUGCCAAUUUUACCGAUGAUUAUUUAUAUUUGUACGUGUACACCAUUUACAAAUAAUUUAAUGUCAAAUAAGUUUAAAAAAUUGUUAAUUGGAAUAUUAAUUUUAACUAAUAUUUUACCGGGUAUUUAUUUUAGUGUUAUUCAUCAACGUGGUCCACUUGAUACUGUUAAAUUUUUAGAGGAUAAAUUGACUGUUGAAAAUUUAGAUAAACAUGAUAUUAUGUAUUUAACACCUUGUCAUGCUUUUCCACUUUACAGUCAUAUACAUAAAAAUAUAACAAUUAAAUUUUUAACUUGUGAACCAAAUUUACAUUACAUCAAUAAUUAUACUGAUGAAGCUGAUGAAUUUUUUCAAAAUCCAAGCAAUUGGCUUGAUGAUAAUUAUAAAAAUUUAUCAUUACCUAGUCUUUUAAUUGUUUAUGAUAAUAUUGUUAAUCGUAUAUCUGGUUUUUUAAAAAAUUAUAAACCAAUUGUUAAAUUAUUUAAUUCACAUUUUCCACAAAAUAAUUAUGGUCAUUAUAUCAUUGUUUAUGAGCGAAUUAAUUAAUGCUUAAAAAUUAUAAAUAAAUAAUUUAUUAUGUUGUUUAAAAUAUAUUAAUAUUUAAUUAUUUUAAUAAGAAUAUUAUUUUUUUUCUUUUCAACGACUUGGUCUAUUUUAUUUUUAUAUUAUUAUUUUUCAAUUUUUUGUGUCGACAGUUAGGAGACCUUGAACACUUGUACUCAAACUAUUUUUAUAAAGUUUGGAAUUUAAAAAUAUUAAUGCGUAUUUAUUAUUUAAAAAAUAAUAAACUAUUAUCAAUUAAUUUGAUAUAAAAAAUGAAUAUUUAAAAUAUUUAAUACGUUUGAUUAAUUUAUUUUGAAAAUUAAAUUAUAUUAUUAAAAUUGUUGAAUAUAUUUCGGUUUAUUAUAGAAAAAAAUUGAUAUUAAAAUAGUAAUUUUAGAGUGGUGGUAAUUCAAGUAACUUGAGAAACUUAUUUUAUUAUUUUUUUUUGAUUAUUAUAACAGUCUUGAUUCAAGCAUUUUGCCAAAAAGUCUUUUUAUAUUUUAUUAUUUGACGAUAUUCAAGUACAUCAAUGUUUAUAUUAUUUCCAAAAUAAAUAAACAAUUAAAUAUAAAAAAAUAAA